CACGAGUCGCUCACCAUGGCGGCCACCGCGACGAACCCGCUCGAUACCGCGGCGCAGCCCCCGAGGGAGUUCAUGAAGCACACUCGCGCGUGCUUCCGCUGCAAGCUCGUCAAGACCUACGAGCAGUUCUUCGAGGAGGGGUGCGAUAACUGCGCGUUCUUCCAGAUGAUCGACGACCGCGAUCGCGUCGCCGAGUGCACCACGCCAUCCUACAGCGGCGUGGUCUCGGUGAUCGAUCCAAAGAGCUCGUGGACGGCGAAGUGGCUGCGGCUGGGGAAGAUGGUGCCGGGGUGCUACGCGCUGGAGAUUAACGACGACAUGCCGGAGGGGAUCCAGGCGGAGAUCGAGGAGCGCAUGGAAGGAAGAGGGUGAGCCGGGCUCGCGCUCCCGCGGGGGGGGAGUCUUAGCGGGGCGAUCAUCGGGCGGUUCGCGCGUCCACUCGGAUAGGUAACGCCGUGGUGUAUUAAUAUAGACGUUUUUAGCUGCUAAGUGUUAAA
Messenger RNA from Micromonas commoda, 497 nucleotides. RefSeq names its product transcription elongation-nucleosome displacement protein. Gene Ontology annotation, biological process: mRNA processing; chromatin organization; regulation of transcription elongation by RNA polymerase II. Lineage: Eukaryota; Viridiplantae; Chlorophyta; Mamiellophyceae; Mamiellales; Mamiellaceae. Gene Ontology annotation, cellular component: DSIF complex; nucleus. The record is from RefSeq and is a predicted model, not a curated record. Gene Ontology annotation, molecular function: RNA polymerase II complex binding; zinc ion binding. The transcript has 2 exons. The coding region runs from base 16 to 372 and encodes 118 amino acids.